Molecule: messenger RNA, 1725 nt
Organism: Colletotrichum higginsianum IMI 349063
Lineage: Eukaryota; Fungi; Ascomycota; Sordariomycetes; Glomerellales; Glomerellaceae
Product: Zn 2cys6 transcription factor
Exons: 4
Coding region: 1-1725 (574 amino acids)
Biological process (GO): regulation of DNA-templated transcription; DNA-templated transcription
Molecular function (GO): DNA binding; zinc ion binding; DNA-binding transcription factor activity, RNA polymerase II-specific
Source: RefSeq, a predicted model, not a curated record
AUGUCCGCUUCUCGGCCCUUUCAAUCUCGACGCCAAACCCCACGGGUGUCCAAAGCAUGCCACCAUUGCCGCGCCGGCAAGGUCAAAUGUGACGGAGCCAAGCCUCAAUGCGGCACUUGCACCCGCCAGUCUCGAGAAUGCGAGUACAACACCGUCGAUGGUCGGAAGACCCGCCACUCGGAAGCCGAAUUUCUUGCCAUGAGGAACAGGAUUGAUUUUCUCGAGUCACAGCUGACAGCGAGCCAAACCAUGAUAUCGAAAGAGGGCCAUGACACGCAACUGGUAACUCACGGCGGCUGUAAUCCACCACAACCCCCUUGCCGGGAGGAAGAUGUUGCUGCGCUGGAGGCCGAUGACGAGCAGGGGGCAUGGGCCAUUGGAACAAAUUGCGCCGGCAACGUUGUUGACGCUCUCAGAACUCCCGAGCACUGGCAAAUUGACGAACUGUUCCCGGGCCUGACCCCGACGGCGCACUCGGAAUCGUCACUCCUUCAGGUCUUCGUCUCUAUUCUCGGCAGUUUUUGGAAUGACAGAACCAGCGGGAAACGGCUCUACGUUGGUCCAACCAGCAACCUGCACCUCUCAGAAGCUGCCGCCCCUCCCAUCGUACCAUCCUCGUGGCUCCAAAGAGUCGUGAGACCGCCCCUUGCCUCCUGUGCAGCAACGCUGCCGGAGGAUGAGCUUCUGAACUGCUACUGGGUCCAUGUAAACCCCCACUUUCAACUAUACAGCUCGGAGCAUGAGGUUAAGAACCAUAUGCAUCGCAACCCUCUUCUACGUACAUCGGUACUCGCGGUGGGGGGCCUCUUUCAUGAGGCAAGGAACGCGGGCCCGGAUGAGCAAAGCCUCGUUCGGGACCCGUACAUCGAAUGCUGCGUCGAAAGGUUUACCAGACUGAGCGGUGAAGCAGUCGAGGUUGUCUCGCUGUCCAAUGUUCAAGCCUUCCUGCUUCGAUCGUAUCUGGCCACGAUGAUGGGGAGACUCGAGUCGGCAACGAUAUUCCUUGGGAUCGCCUGCAACAUGGCCAAGAUUAUGGGCCUCCAUGUGAACCUGGAUUCAUUGCGUGGCGGCGACCAGCCCGCACCACCCACGCCGAUCGAUAGGGACAGGAAGCGGACAUUUUGGGCUUGCUUCCGAAUGGAUAGAUGUUUAGCGAUACUCGAAGGUCGCGCCGUGCUGAUGGCAGCAUGCGAUGUAUCGGUAGAACCACCGCUCCGGGACGCACUGAACACGUACAGAGAUUCAGGCGCUGCGACAGUAUCGCCAGAGGUACUUUACGCGUUCCACGUUGACCUAGCCGACUUGCAGGAUAAGUGCUUGGGCAAAAUCUUGUGCUAUCACACGGGCCUGCUCCUCCUACACCGGCCCGCGUUGAAAAGCACCGGUCACCGAGACGACCAUCUGGCAAACAGCCGUUGCUCGGAGUCGGCAUCGGCCAUAGCCGGGCUCCUGAAGGCCUACAGCGACCAGUUCGCCAGCUCGGUGGCCGACUUCAUGGUCGUGCACGCGGCCUUCACGGGCGCUCUCGCGCACAUGGUCCUGCUCGAGCACCCGGACAUCGCCUCCUAUCACAAGACCACCAGGGCGCUGAAGACCAUCGUUGACUUCCUCGUCUGGGUCGCGCCUCGGUCCGAGUACGCACGCAACGUCUACAACGACCUCCGUCAGUUCGCCGUCAAGUGGUCGAUAAAACCGGCCAACUCGCCAACGUUCUGGCAAACCUAG